AUGGAUCCGGAACAGAAUCCUAUUUUUGCCAGUGUUCAGGCCGACGAAUUCAACGAUUUACAUGUCGAUCAGACAGGGGUACUGGAAAAGGAUCAUCCAUUGCUAGAGCGAUUCCAACAGGCUCUUAAAGCGCAUUUGCUUCGAGUGAAAGAUCAAUUAGAAGAUGAAAUUGCACAAUUGGAUCAUCGUCUUGAGCAGAAUGAAAAAGAAUCAGAAGAGGUGGGAGCUAGGCUUUAUGAUCUUCAGGAAGAGAUCGAUAGUCAGAAAGAACUGUUGGAUAUCUAUGGAAAAGAGAUUCUAGAGGUUUCCGCAAGAAGACAAGCAGAAGACCAAAGACUAGCCGAUUACAAAAGAAAUUAUGAUGAACAGAACCGUAUAUUGAAAGACAUUAAAAAAAUCCACAAUGAACAUCUGCAAGAGCUAGACCACCUAACGGUGCUGGAAAGUGAAUUCUCCAAGUGGGAUAAGGAAAUUAAAGAUGAGAUAUCUGUUGCAAAAAGAGUUACUAGCAAAGAUGCAAAAGACCAAUUGGCUGCUGCCCAAGAAAAGCGCCAGAUGGAUCUGCUAGUUUUUAAUUUGGACGCCGAGGUACGCAAAAAGGAACGAGAACUAGUUGGCAUUGAAGAACAAUUGAGUGAACAGGAAAGCGCUACAGACGUGAUCAAUCGUAGUUUGGCGGAUGCAAACUCCGACUUAGAGGCACUUCAACACGAGCAUAAGCGUCUGUUCCAAGCUUGGGGGGAGGUUAUUGUUGCUAUUCAGCAGAGGGAUAAAGUUCUUUCCAAAACAAAGGAUGAAUUGGAAAGCGUUUAUGAAGAGCACAAAGUAAUUAAAAGCAAGACUGAUAUUACUAAGAAGACUGCCAUAAGGGAAAUGGAAAAAAACGAGGAGCUAUCGGGAUUUAAAUAUAGAAUUCAAGGAGACAUCAAUGCGUUGAACAAGCAAGUUACAAAGGAACAAGAAGAAGAGGACAAGCUCACCCGACAGCUGGACCAUUAUGCCUUGAUUCUGGAACAGACUGAAGCGGAUAUGCUGAAGGCUCAACAAGAGGGAGUGUUAAUAGAGAAUCAUUUAAAAUCACUUCGCCACACGUUGAACAAACAGAAUCAGAAAAAGUUUGAACUUGAGGAACAAAUUUUGGAAUUGCUUCAGGAUCAAAUUACCACGGACAAGGCUGGUGAAUCUCAAGGCAAAGCUUUGAGAGAUGCACAGGAAAAGAGAAGGGAGUUGGAAAUCGGCAUGUCUGAUACGGAAAAUCAAUUAUCAAUUGUACUGCUGAGUUUGGAGAAAUGGCGUGGCAUCGUAGAAAGAUCGAAAGUAGAAGUUCAGAAAGUUAAGAAAGAUCAUGAAUCGGUCGACAGCGAAGCUCGAAAAUAUGAUGAAGAGAUUAAGAAAAUCAAGGAAAUCGUUUCCACGAAACUUCGAAAGCUUGACGCGCUUAAUAGGGAGCUCGAGCAGUUGAUUUCUCAAGCUGGAGGACACGAGCUAAACCCCGAUGAGUUAAAACUUUUAGACGUUCGCCAUGAUAUUGCUGAAUUGGAUGCAAAAAUCAAAGAAUCUCAGGAAUCUUGGCUGAAAUUACAAAACAGUGUAGUGAACUUGUCUGAAAAACGAGUCCAGCAGCUAAAUGAAAUAAAUUAUUCUAGAAAAAAACUGCUUCUGGUAGAACAAAAGUCUGUUAAAAUCGAAGCUCACCUUGAAGAGGUCGCGAACGAAAAUCGCGAAAUUGUACGCUCAUUAUCAUCACUGAACUGCCGUUUGGAUGCUGCAAGUAUGGACCUGUUCAAAACCAAGAAGAUUCACGAAAAAGAGGAACUGGAAUGUGAAAUCUCUCACCAGCAUACAACAGAGCGCUUGAAGGACGCCGAGCUAUGCGUGUUGAGUCUCGAGCAGGAUUUGAAGGAUCUUGGUAAGGAGAUUGAAGAUUGCAAACAAGAGGUUCUGGAAAAGCAUCGCGAAGCAUUGUCAUGGGAGACUAAGUACAAGAUGUCGGCAGAAGCUAAAAUCUUCAAAGAUGAAGAAUCUGCACAGAACAGUGAGAUUGGAAUAAUGAAAGCGGAAAUUCAUCGCAUGCAGGUUCGGUAUGGGCAAUUGAAGCGCAUGCAGGAGAAAUUAGUCUGCGAUUUGGAAAACACAGUUCAUCAUAGGGAGCACAUUUUCGAUUCAGUAAAUGCUCGGGAGAAAGUUCACGGAAGCAAAUUCAAAACAAAAUCAAGCAUGCAGCAUAAAAUAAAUGAACUGAAGAAUAAACUGAAGAUGGUUUUCACAGAAAUUUCCUAUACAGAAAAAAAUUUGAUAGAAAUCGAUACUGCUCAAAAACUAUUGCAGGCCGAAAUUGAGAACAAAAAGCAACUGAUUGAAGAAGAGAAAAUUCAAACAUGUUUAAUUAAAUCGGAAGUUGAACAAGCAACUCUACUGAAACAAGAGAACUUGGACUACAUAGUACGUCAUCAGUAUCGUGCUAGGCGUUAUCGAGCGUUCGCUAACGCUAAGCUACUUCCCAAAUUUCGAAACGAGAUUCUUAUACAGGCCGAUAUUCAGCGCCAGCGUGAAAUCAACGAAACAAUGAUGGGAAUCGUAGAGAAUCUUAUAUUAGAUUUUCCAGGACAGAAGUUUAAUCUGUCCAAAAUUUUACAAUCUUUGAAGUAAUUUACAUAUUCACAUAUUCACGGGAUUUCCUUAGAAUAUUGGAACCAGCAUAUUAAGGUUAGAAGAAACUCCUGAGUGGAUGAAUACUUAUAUCAUUACUUUCGGUUUGUUUUGUGGUGAGCACUU
Messenger RNA from Malaya genurostris, 2775 nucleotides. RefSeq names its product coiled-coil domain-containing protein 40 (gene l(2)41Ab). Bases 1 to 2649 code for a protein of 882 amino acids. The record is from RefSeq and is a predicted model, not a curated record. The transcript is spliced from 6 exons. NCBI's taxonomy places the organism in Eukaryota, Metazoa, Arthropoda, Insecta, Diptera, Culicidae. Gene Ontology annotation, cellular component: cytoplasm. Gene Ontology annotation, biological process: axoneme assembly.